Molecule: messenger RNA, 339 nt
Organism: Pyrenophora tritici-repentis Pt-1C-BFP
Lineage: Eukaryota; Fungi; Ascomycota; Dothideomycetes; Pleosporales; Pleosporaceae
Source: RefSeq, a predicted model, not a curated record
AUGGUAUCAGACGAGAUCUUCCGCAUUACAUACGCGAUGCGCCAGAAAAUACAUCAAAACAACGACCGUGAAAAAGCCGAUCUGGGCAUCACCGCUAGCACCUUCGAGUCCCUGGGCUUCAAGCCGGACGCAGUCUUCCUCCAAAUGAUCACGGACUGCAACCAACGAACCUCGCCCGAAAGGACUUUUCCGCCCCAGACGAAGUCCCAGAAAACACAAUGGUUACGGGGACUUUAUACCCUUAUAAUUUAUGAGGAAGAAACGCCUGGGAGUACAAGGUCAGUGGAGUUGGAGCGGGAUGUCACGUACUCUCUGUUCUGCAUGACUGGAGGAUGGUGA